AUGGCGUUGUGGGAAUUAGGUAAUUAUGUGAGUGAUGAGACAAUGGCGAUCUUUGGUCCAGUCGUAGUUUACUGGUUAUACGCUGGCUUCUACCAAAUUGUUCUGUCUUCUUCAAAUCUUCUGGAUGAGUACCGUUUGCAUACGAGGGAGGAAUCGGCAAAGAAGACCCUGGUGCCAAUUUCAAGGGUGAUUAAGGGUGUUCUAGCUCAGCAGUGUCUGCAAAUGACAAUUGCGUAUCUCUAUUACUUCGGGUUAAAAUCUGAUGGAUCUGCAUCGAAAGCGACGAGGAUCAUCGUCGUCCAACCCUCCAUUCCCAUCAAGAUCCUACAGAUCCUCAUUGCGAUGUUCGUAAUGGACACGUGGCAGUACUUUGGUCAUCGUUACAUGCACCACAACAAGUUCUUGUUCCGCCAUGUCCAUCAGCAACACCACAUCUUCGUCGUGCCUCAUGCCAUUGGAGCGCUCUACAACCAUCCCGUCGAGUCUCUGUUGCUCGACACGCUAGGAGGCGUAGUCGCUCUGCCAAUCUCUGGAAUGACUCCAAGGACGGAGGCCAUCUUCUUCUGCUUCGCCACGUUGAAAGCUGUGGAUGAUCACUGUGGGAUUUGGUUCCCUAGAGGCAAUCUCAUCCAGCGGGUUUUUACCAACAGUUGUGCCUACCACGAUGUUCACCAUCAAGUACGUGGUGUGAAGUACAAUUUUUCUCAGCCGUUUUUUCCAUUUUGGGACAAGGUUUUGGGGACUCAUAUGCCUCAUGUUGUUUUGAGCCGCCCCGAAGGAGGAUACGAGGCGAAGAUGGUUAAAGACUUAGCAAACUGCAGCUAG
Molecule: messenger RNA, 825 nt
Organism: Linum tenue
Lineage: Eukaryota; Viridiplantae; Streptophyta; Magnoliopsida; Malpighiales; Linaceae
Source: the annotation of a GenBank genome assembly